Molecule: messenger RNA, 6693 nt
Organism: Colossoma macropomum (tambaqui)
Lineage: Eukaryota; Metazoa; Chordata; Actinopteri; Characiformes; Serrasalmidae
Product: TBC1 domain family member 9B
Molecular function (GO): calcium ion binding
Source: RefSeq, a predicted model, not a curated record
GCUUCUUCCGCUCGGUCUCAGCUGCUGCCGCUGCUGCUGCAGGCCCAUGUAGAUAAACAGAGACGACAGGCGGGCAGUCUGUCCACUUUGGCAUGGUCAGAGUUGGUGUUUUCGGGGCACGACUGAUUGGGAGGUAAAAGAGGAAGACUUUCAGCUGCAGCAAUGUGGAUCACUCCGGAGGAGGUGCUGCUCGCUAACGCGCUGUGGGUCAGUGAAAGGGCGAACCCCUUCUUUAUUCUCCAGCGGAGGAAGGGACACGGCAAAGGAGGAGGCAUCACUGGCCUUUUGGUCGGUACACUGGACGUUGUGUUAGACUCCAGUGCUCGCGUGGCUCCAUAUAGAAUCCUGCACCAGACCGGAGACUCGCAGCUCUUCUGGAGCAUCGCCUGUGGUUCUUCUCGUAAGGAGAUAACGGAGCAUUGGGAAUGGCUAGAGACUAAUUUACUGCAGACUCUCUCCAUCUUUGACAAUGAUGAUGACAUCACCACUUUUGUCAAGGGCAAGAUUCAGGGCAUCAUUGCUGAGGAGAACAAAAGUCGUCAGGCACAGGAAGACGAGGACUGUGGGAAGUUUCGGGAAGCAGAGCUGAAGAUGCGGAAGCUGUUUGGGAUGCCUGAGGAGGAGAAGCUGGUGAACUACUACUCCUGCAGCUACUGGAAGGGCAGAGUGCCACGGCAGGGCUGGCUUUACCUCUCCGUCAAUCACCUCUGCUUCUACUCCUUUCUGCUGGGGAAAGAAGUGACGUUGGUGGUUCAGUGGACAGAUGUGACUCAGUUGGAUAAGAAUGCUACGUUGGUGUUUCCUGAGAGUGUGCGUGUGAGCACCCGUGACACUGAGCAUUACUUCUCCAUGUUCCUCAACAUCAACGACACUUUUAAACUGAUGGAGCAGCUGGCUAACAUCGCUAUGAGGCAGCUCCUGGACAACGAAGGCUUUGCUGCUGACCGCAUGCUCCCCAAACCCUGCAAGACCUUGAAAAACGUCUCUGCACUCAAGAGGGACUUGGAUGCACGGGCAAAAAACGAGCGCUAUCGAGCUCUGUUCCGCCUGACGCAGGAUGAACGACUAGAUGGACACACAGACUGCACCCUGUGGACACCUUUUGCCAAGAUGCAUGUCGUUGGACAGAUGUUUGUUUCCAACAACUACAUCUGCUUUGCCAGUAGAGAGGAGGACCUAUGUCAACUCAUCAUACCACUCAGAGAGGUGUCUAUAGUAGAGAAAGCUGAUAGCAGCAGUGUUUUGCCCAGUCCGCUGUCCAUCAGCACUAAAAAUAAGAUGACCUUCCUGUUUGCCAACCUCAAAGACCGGGACUUCCUGGUUCAACGCAUAUCCGACUUUCUGCAGCGCACUCCUGACAGGCUCUGUGGACUCGCUGGACAGUCUGAAACUCCAAGUCCCAGCACUCCUACUUCUCUCCCGCCAACCCCACCAGUCCUGGGGACAGGGGAGCUCCCUCUGGGCCGACACUACAGCUCCAGCCUCCCUACAGCAAAGCAGGGCCUGCUCAGCAUCUACCAGAAGGACCAAGCUGAAGACCUGGGGCCCAAAGCGACAAAAGAGAAGAUGAAAGAAGAGUCUUGGAAUAUCCAUUUCUUUGAGUUUGGGCGAGGUGUGUGUAUGUACCGCACGUCUAAGACAAGAGACCUGGUGCUGAAAGGGAUUCCUGAGAGUCUGAGAGGGGAGCUGUGGCUACUUUUUUCAGGUGCUCAGAAUGAGAUGGCGACUCACCCAGGUUAUUAUGCGGAGCUGGUUGAGCAGGCGAUGGGUAGAUGUACGUUAGCGACGGAGGAGAUUGAGAGGGACCUGCAUCGUUCCAUGCCAGAGCACCAUGCCUUCCAAAACGAGAUGGGCAUAGCUGCUCUCCGACGGGUGCUUACUGCAUAUGCCUACCGCAACCCGGGCAUCGGCUAUUGUCAGGCCAUGAAUAUAGUAACCUCAGUGUUGUUGCUGUACUGUACUGAAGAGGAGGCGUUCUGGCUGCUGGUGGCCUUAUGUGAAAGGAUGCUGCCCGACUACUACAACACCAGAGUUGUAGGAGCACUGGUGGAUCAAGGUGUGUUUGAGGAGCUUACGCGGGAGUGUUUGCCGCUGCUGUACGAGCACAUGCAGGACCUGGGUGUGAUUUCCACCAUCUCUCUAUCCUGGUUCCUCACACUCUUCCUCUCUGUCAUGCCUUUCGACAGUGCCGUGCUGCUCGUCGAUUGCUUCUUCUAUGAGGGUAUCAAGGUCAUCUUUCAGGUGUCAUUGGCUGUGCUUCAUGCUAACAUGGAGCAGCUGCUAGAUUGCACAGAUGAGGGAGAGGCCAUGACCAUACUGGGCAGGUAUCUGGAUAAUGUUGUGAACAAGCAGACAGUGGCUGCACCUAUCCCUCACCUCCACGCCCUGCUGACCAGUGGUGAUGAGCCACCUCCAGAGAUUGAUGUCUUUGAGCUCAUUAAAACGUCCUAUGAGAAGUUUGGUAGUCUGCGUGCUGAUGUCAUUGAGCAGAUGAGGUUCAAGCAAAGGUUAAAGGUCAUCCAGUCUUUAGAGGACACAGCUAAGAGGAGUGUGGUGAGGGCCAUCAUGACAGAGUCUGCCUUCGCUAUUGAGGAGCUUGAGGAGCUUUAUGUGCUGUUCAAGGCCAAGCACAUAAUGAGUUGUUACUGGGGGGCAAGUAGCACUCCUGCAGAGCGCCAUGACCCAAGCCUGCCCUAUCUGGAGCAGUACCGGAUUGACAGUGGGCAGUUCGGACAGCUCUUCUCUGCGCUGUCGCCCUGGAGCUGCGGCAUGCACACAGCCACACUUUCUGCCCGCCUGUUCCGUCUGCUCGACAGCAACAAAGACUCCCUCAUCAACUUCAAAGAGUUCGUCACUGGCCUCAGUGGGAUGUAUCACGGUGAUAUGACUGAGAAGCUGAAGCUGCUCUAUAAAUUACACCUGCCUCCAGCUUUAUGUCCAGAAGAGGCAGAGUCUGCGCUCGAGGCCACUCAGUUCUUCACUGAUGAUGACACGCCACAGGAUCCUCCCUCCUUGUCUCAUCUGGACUUCCUGGUCCAGGAAGUGACCUCAGGCGAAGAGGUAAAGGAAGCGAAGGAGGCAGGUGAAGCAGGAGGAGACUCGGAAGACAAGAAAGAAGAGAAAGUCAAGGACUAUAAGUAUUACCUAAGAAUGUGGGCUAAAGAGAAAGAACCUAAGAAAGAGACCAUCAAAGACUUGCCCAGAAUGAACCAGGAGCAGUUCAUUGAGCUGUGCAAGACACUCUACAAUAUGUUCAGUGAGGACCCUCUGGAGCAGGAGCUCUAUCAUGCCAUCGCUACAGUGGCCAGUCUGCUGCUGCGCAUUGGAGAGGUGGGCAAGAAAUUCACCAACAAUGGCAGCAAAAAGCCUGAACUCCAGGCUCUUGUAGCAGAAGAUGUCCCACAACAAGAAAAAGAGGACUCUUCUGGGGAGGGUGGACAAUCCCUUGUGUCAAAAGCCCUGGCAGAGGCCCAGCUAGAGAACCCGACCCCACCAGCCAAUGGGUCAGAUGAAGAAGCGAAGGACGACACGUCAAUUUCGUCAUAUUCCGUUGUCAGCGCUGGCUCUCUGCAGUGCGAGGACAUCGCAGACGACACUGUUCUGAUUGGCUGCGGAGGUGGAAUAGGCGGAGCUAUAGGUGGGAAUGAUUGUAGGCGGGGUAGUGCACCAGAUGCCGAUUGGUCGAUCUCAUUUGAGCAGGUGCUGGCAUCUUUGCUAACAGAACCGGCUCUGGUAAACUACUUUGAGAAGAAACACGACAUUACAAGUAAGAUGGCUGCCUGUAAGGCCCAGAGAGCUGUAGAAAGACAGAUCAGUUCAUCCAGCGACCAUGAGCUAGCUCAACUCUCCACUUGAGAACACAUACAAGCACGUACUUGCACAGAUGCAGACCAAGCAUGCGUGUUUUUUUUGGAUGAGAGUUUGCCCAAGACGUGAUUCAUGAUUAUUAUGUACACAGAUUUGACUCUUGCGAGCGCUAGCCUUUUAAUGUUCGCUCUCUCAUUCCUCUCACCUUCACACCGUGUAGUGAGCCUUAGUUCUCAGCACUUUUGCUCAUUUGGUCUUUGUCCUCCCAGGCAAGCACUUUUCAACCGCUAGAAUCUACUUUUAGAUCUUAGGUCAGUCCUCAGCCUGUGUCCCUGGGCUGCAAAUAGGCCAGUGUUGAGUUUAUGUCGCUUUUUGUGUUUACCGCUGAUUAGGGUAUGUGGUUGACCUGAGGUCAGUACUUGUUAAUAGAGUUUACCAUCAGACCACAGAUUGCAACAUGUAGCGUUAGACUCCAAACCUGCACAUUUUAAGUUUUAAUAACAACACUUGGAAUUGUGUUUCGUGGAAUUAUAUCAUCUAAAUAAGCGGGAUGAAACCAAAUACACUGCUGUUCCGUUUAAAAUGUUUGGUUUAAAAGGUAAGCAUUGCUUUAUUCCAUAAUUACGUGGCAGUUUUCUAAAGUAAUCUUACACUAAGUAUGUGUCAUAAUCAGGCAGUGAGUUUUAAAAUAGGAAGUGUCCUUUUUGAGAAUAGCGUUUGUUAAACUCUAGUUCUUUCAAAUCCCUCUGCGUCACCUUUGUCUUUUGUCCCUCCACACUUUUAGCCGUGGUUCAGGGCCAUUGAAAGUGUGUGUGUGUGUGUGUGUGUGUGUGUGUGUGUGUGUGUGUGUGUGUGUGUGUGUGUGUGUGUGUGUGUUUAGCAGCUUUCUCCUCCAAAGCAUCAUUGCCUUACUGAAAUGAUCUGGUAUGGAUGUGGAUAAAAGUUCUGUUAGUGAGUUCUGUUGCGUGAAAAUUCUUAGAGGGCCAGUAGCCAGCAACUGCCCAUUAGCUUUACAUUAACGAUGUCCUUCAGAUAUGAUAGGGACUCACCCCAGCUUUUAUUGCAUUUUAAAAUUACUUCUUGAACCUAGAUUGUUUUAGUUGCAAUAUUCUUAAAACACUAGUACAUUAAGCAAGUACAAUCGCAAAAAUAUUUGUAAAUUAUGAUCUUUUUCCUAACUACAUUUCCCAUAAUUCAUUAUUGUAGUGCCUGCAUUGCGUACAAGUUCAAAAAACAGAACAUGCAAUUUAUCCAGGCUUGACAAACCUAGAACCAAUUGCAGUCCUAGAAUUUUCAGACACUGCUCUCCUUUUUUGGCAUAUUCUUAGUUACUUGACUGAAACAGGAUCUUCUAUUCCAGACACUUUAUCAUGGCUGUUGCUUGCCACCUAAUUUCAAGUAUAUGCAAUGUCUCUAAGCACUUGGUAUUAGUUGUCUCAAACUGUAAAUAUCUGCUUAUUUCCUUAUAUGACCUGUUUUUAUUGUUCAAUCUGUAUGUAGUAACGCAUCUGUUUGCACUGUCACAAUACUUUUGAUUUUUUUCUUCACUCAGUAGUUUGCCCUUUAUAAUCUUUUAUUUUAAUUGUUACCUUUGUACUAAAUAAAAGAGCUUUAAAUAGACCUUAGUCUCUAACCUGAUAUAAAUGAGGCCAACUACACUUUUUUCAUUUAAAACUGGUUAUAUUGACAUUCCAUUCAGGAACAACAGUCUGAUCAUCCUCAUGGGGUUGCUAGCUUUAAACAGACCCUUAGUGGAACCGUUCAUGUCAGAGGAAAAGAUGUCUCAAAGCUGGCCAUCAUGCAUUCUUUGAAGACAAGACCCACUUUAAUUUGAAAUGUGAGUGGAUUCUGAUUGUAAUCAGCACAGUCAUAUAGUAGUUUCCAACAUUAUAUGGCUGGCUGCACUAAUAUGUGACCUCUUGUUUAGUCCUACUAGGUAUCACUACAGCUGCACAAUGUUAUUUGUUAAUCAUUAUUACACUAUUGGCAGAUAUAUUGUAGAAGGCCACAAAUGCAAAUGAGCCCUCCAACAAACUACAACAUUUCUGUCUCUUAUGAGCAACCAGACCAAUCUUAAAUACUCCAGAUGAGCGGCCUUUGAAUGUUGUGAUUAAUCAAUCAAAGCACUCAUAUGAUCCAACAAACAUUACAUAAUGCAGGCACACUUAAUGCAGGUCUUAUCAAGGGCUCACCAGUAUGUUUUCAGUAUAUUGUAAGGUGUGUCACAGUACUUUGUCCACAUUGAGCAACCCUAAACUCACCCCCUCAGGUACUCCCUGCUAACUAGCUUAGCUAUUGGCAGAAAUGUUUCCCUCAGACAGGUGCAGCUAACUGUAUUCUGGUGAAAUGGAUUGCAGAGAAUGAGAUUCCGAAGAAAGGUGGAGAUCAGACGAUGUUGCAUUGUUGUGGAUCCAGACAGAUCGGGGCUAGAGAAAGUAAAAUAGCCUGAUAUGCUAAUAUGGUAUAUGGUAAUAUGCUGUAUAUAUCCAGUUAACCCUCUAAAUCACUACUAAGCAUGUGUACAUGUGCAGUUUGAGCAGAUCUUUACUAUCAAACUCUCAUUCUGUGCCUGUGAACUGUAUCGUAAACAUCUUUCAACAAACCAAGUGUGUGAAUGCUUCAUUAUUUUCAUGCUGCACUGUGAAAGUAACCAGUGUCCUUUGCUGAAUCUGCUUAUUAAUGUAUAAAGAAAAGAUUUUAUGUUUACUUCCUCUUACUGAAUUUCCCACAAAUGUUUGUCUCAGUAAAAAGAAGUAUCUAUUGUCACAAUGUGCAUACAGUAUUUAAUCCAUAUAACUGGUUAUUUGCUCAUUCAAAUAUUUGUUUUUAAAAUUUGUCAUUGAUCAGUACUGUAUUAUACUGUGUAAUAAACUAUGUAUAAACAAA